Molecule: messenger RNA, 1318 nt
Organism: Catharus ustulatus (Swainson's thrush)
Lineage: Eukaryota; Metazoa; Chordata; Aves; Passeriformes; Turdidae
Gene: CPLX2
Product: complexin 2
Exons: 5
Coding region: 281-685 (134 amino acids)
Biological process (GO): neurotransmitter transport; synaptic vesicle exocytosis; regulation of neurotransmitter secretion
Cellular component (GO): terminal bouton; SNARE complex
Molecular function (GO): syntaxin binding
Source: RefSeq, a predicted model, not a curated record
CGGGCCCCCCCUGUACCGCUACGGCUCCCGCCUCCCUUCCGGCGGCGGCUCCUUCUCGGCGCCGGGGGCGGACGGGGCGCACCGGAGCCGCGCCGAGCCAGCCAGGCCCUGCUGUCCCUGCGAUGCCCAGCCAGCCCCACGAGGUCCUUGUCCCCCUGCGUUAGGUGCUGAAGCAGCAGACUCCUGGUGCUGCACACACCAAGGUGGCCCAGGUCAGCAAGCCCGGACAGCGGUGGAUGAGUGCUGGGCAUUGGCCUAGCCACACGCACACACCGGCACCAUGGACUUCGUCAUGAAGCAAGCGCUGGGCGGGGCCACCAAGGACAUGGGGAAGAUGCUGGGGGGCGAGGAGGAGAAGGACCCCGACGCGCAGAAGAAGGAGGAGGAGAGGCAGGAGGCCCUGCGCCAGCAGGAGGAGGAGCGGAAAGCCAAGCACGCCCGCAUGGAAGCGGAGCGGGAGAAAGUCCGGCAGCAGAUCCGUGACAAGUACGGGCUGAAGAAGAAGGAGGAGAAGGAAGCAGAGGAGAAAGCUGCUCUGGAGCAGCCGUGUGAGGGCAGCCUGACGCGCCCCAAGAAGGCGAUCCCAGCGGGCUGUGGGGAUGAGGAAGAGGAGGAGGAGGAGAGCAUCCUGGACACCGUCCUCAAGUACCUGCCCGGCCCGCUGCAGGAUAUGUUCAAGAAGUAACAGCACCGUCAACCCUGCCAUAGGGUGCUGGGGCACGGGCGCCCUCUCUCCUACAACUCCUCCAUCAGUUCCCUUGGCCCCGGAGAGGGGGGUCCCCACACCCCCUCCCAUCCCCUCCUGCCCUGUCCCCCAACCAGACCAAAAGCCCGCCCCGUCCCGUCCAGGCAGGGCCCCCCCCACCACGCCAAAGGGGAGCAGCCCUGGCCGGACAGGGCGACCCGGGACCAAAUGCACUGAUGUAACCUCGCGGCAGGCUAGGGGCACCCAGGCCCUACCGGCCUCCCCGGGGUGGCUCCUCGUGCCCCCUGCCCUGCCCCUUCUGUUCUCCCAGGGGACCCCAGUAGGCUCUGCUCGCCUGCCCUCGUCCCCAACACUGCCAUCCCCCUUCCCCCUCCCGCCCUGGGCCAAGCCCAAAGCACAAAGCCAGGCGCCCUGCCCGCAGCUCCCCCAUCCCCGGUCGUCGGGCACGGGGGUCCCCCGGGGCUGCCCGGUGUGCUCCUGCAUCGGGGGGUUGGAGGGGACCCCCCUCCCCGCAUCUCUGGCCCCAUAGUUAAAGCCAUAUCAGUUAGACUGCAAUACUUCAGCACCGGGAGGAGCGGGCGCCGCGCUCCGCCAACCGUGUACAAAGGCACG